AUAAUCCACUUAUCGAAGGAUUCCUUUCUCUCUCCAGCUUCCUGUUCCUCACUUCCUAUCGAAGUCUCGAACCCUAACCCUAGCUCGAUUCGUUGCUCUCAAAAUCUUAUAUAUACAGCGCAAGCCUAAUUGAUCUGAUACAUUCGUUCUAUCAUUUGUUUAUGCGAUGAACUCUGGAUUCUAAGGUGUAUAUAGAACCCGUUUGAGUUCGCGCUUUUUGUUCGUGGGGAAUCGGUGUUCUUCGGCAUGCCGCGGUGCUUUAUUGUAAUCGAUCGAGGUAAUUGGCGUUUUCCGGCAUCGAACAGGCUUGAGAAGAUUGGAGUCGAUUCGACACCCGGCUUAAGAUUCUUCGCUUCAGGAGUUUGGUUCUUCUGACGUUUCCGCAUAGCAAGAAGAGGCCUUUUCCUUCGGCCUUUCUGAGUUGGAAGAUCCUGUGGCUUGAUUUGACCGUCGCCGAGGCUUCAUCAGCACUACAGUUUCAAGAUAAUUCUGCGGUUUGAUCAACAUCAACCACAGGAAUUCGAGAUAAUUAUGCCGUUGGAUCGUUGAGGAGUCUGCUUUGGAGGGACUUUUGCCGACGACGGCUGUUCGAGUUUGGUUUGAUUGAUCAUCUUCGAUUAUUGAAGAAAAAAUAAAUAAAAGACAGAACUGUGUUUCAGAAUUUUUGUACUUGAUAUCAAUUUUUGGUUGAUUUUAAUAUCAGGCCUAUAUUAUUUCUCUUUGAAAGGCCUUUUUUGAUUUUCUGUUGUUGACUUUCUCUGAGGUAAAAAAAAGAAUUUAUAAAGCAAAAGAAAUAUGGCGGUGUAUUUUAAGUUUAAAAGUGCAAAAGAUUAUGAUUCAAUUCCAAUUGAUGGUCACUUUAUUUCUGUUCUGAAUUUGAAAGAAAAAAUAUUUGAAUCCAAGCAUUUGGGCAGGGGUACAGAUUUUGACCUCGUUGUCACCAACGCCCAGACUAAUGAAGAAUAUCUUGAUGAAGCUGCAUUGAUUCCAAAAAAUACUAGUGUUUUAAUUCGUCGAGUUCCUGGACGACCUCGCAUGCCUAUAGUUACUGCACCGGUUACAGAACUUGAAGAGUCUAUGGUUGAAAAUAUAACUGAGGAGGCUGAAACAGUAAAAAGCGGUUUUGUGGGAGUUGAGUCUUCUGCAACCAAAUAUCCUGAUGACGAGUGGGAUGAAUUUGGGCACGACUUGUAUGCAAUUCCUGAAACCAUACCAGUUCAGUCAAGCAAUCCUGUCCAGGAGGCUCCACCUUCUAGUAAAGCUGAUGAAGAAAGCAAGAUUAAGGCUUUAAUUGAUACACCGGCCUUAGAUUGGCAGCAACAACCAGCUGAUGGCUUUGGUGCCGGUAGAGGUUAUGGACGUGGUCCAGGUGGGAGAAUGAUGGGUGGGCGUGGCUUUGGUCGAGGAGGAGGAUUUGAGCGUAAAACACCACCACCAGGCUAUAUAUGUCACAGGUGCAAGGUGCCUGGACAUUUUAUUCAACACUGUCCAACAAAUGGUGAUCCAAACUUUGACAUCAAGAGAGUGAAGCCCCCAACUGGUAUUCCCAAGUCUAUGUUAGUGACUACUCCAGAUGGUUCAUAUGCUUUACCAAGUGGGGCUAGUGCAGUUCUGAAGCCAAAUGAGGCUGCCUUUGAAAAAGAAGUUGAAGGAAUGCCUUCUACACGUUCUGUUGGCGAGCUUCCACCUGAACUCCAUUGUCCUUUGUGUAAAGAAGUGAUGAAAGAUGCGGUGCUUACUAGCAAAUGUUGCUUCAAGAGUUUCUGUGACAAAUGUAUACGAGAUUGCAUCAUUUCUAAGUUGAUGUGUGUCUGUGGGGCAACAAAUAUUCUUGCAGAUGACCUCUUGCCCAAUAAGACUCUAAGAGACACCAUCAAUCGAAUUCUGGAGUCUAAUAACAGCAGUGAACAUGGGGGCAGUGCCCUUCAAGUUCAAGAUAUGGAGUCUGCUCGGAAUCCUCAGCCGAAGGUUCCAUCCCCAUCACAAUCUGCAGCUUCCAGAGGAGAGAAAAUGCCAAACCAAUCACUUCUUCAGAAAGAAGAGACUUCAAGAGUACAGGAGGUAAUAGAAGAGGUUAAGGUGGAAAUUGCUCCACCACAACCAUUGGAGAAAGGCAGGAGCUCCAAAGUGGUUGACAUUUCUGAAGCUACACAUGAGUCAAUAAGUGUGAAGGAACCAGCUUCUCAGGGAAGUGCCCCACUGGUUGAUGAAGAAGUCCAGCAGAAGCCAGCUGUUUCUGAUGCUGGAAAGAAGAAGAAAAAGAAGAAAGCUCGCCUGCCUUUAACUGCUGCAGAGAUGCAGUGGAGAGCAUCCCAGGACAUUGCUGCUGAGAAUUAUAUGAUGCCUAUGGGUCCUUCCUAUAAUCCAUAUUGGACAGGCAUGCAACAAGGAAUGGAAGGAUUUGUGGGCCCAUAUCCUGGUCAGAUGCCAUAUAUGAAUUAUGGUCUUGGUCCUUUGGAUGUUCCAUUUGGUCCAAUGAUACCACCGAAUCCAUUUGGAGGACCGGGUUGCAUGUUACCGCCAAAUCCAUUUGGCCCUCCUCAGAGGGAUCUUGCAAACAUUGCAAUGGGAUUUAAUGCUGGCCCACCAAUUAUGAGCCGGGAAGAAUUUGAAGCUAGAAAAGCAGAUUUGAAGAGGAAGCGCGAGCUUGAGAUGCGAAGAGAGAGGGAUUCAAAAGAUCGGGAAUUUACUAGGGAAGUUAGCAGCAGUGGUGACAUUUCUUCAUUGAAACCCAAAUCUAGGCCUCCCCCACCAUCAAGCUCAGACCAUUACCACCACCGCCGAUCAGAGAGGUCCCCUCCAAACCGUCGCUCUAGUGAUCCUGAACUACCUCGUCCUUCGUCCAAGAGAAAAGCUGAUGACCGUACUGAUCAUUACCACCGUGAGAAAAGCCACCAUGAUGAUCAUUACCACCGUGAGAAAAGCCACCACGAUGAUCGUGAUCAUCACCGUGAUCGGGACCGUGAUCACCAUGGCCGUGACCGUGAGCACCAUCAACGUUCUAAGCUGUCAGAUGGCUCUGCCAAGCCAUCUUCUUCCUCAUCAGAACCUCCAAUAGCAGCAUCCAAAGCUGCCGUUGAUGAUAAAAAGUCAAAGAGGAGUGUGUUUUCCCGCAUAAGCUUCCCUGAGGAAGAAGCCGCAGCAGCAGCAGCUUCCAAGAAACAAAAGAUGUCAUCGUCCAACGAAGCACCAGCCAGUGCUUCUGCGAGUCACAGAGCUACUUCAAAUGGGCAUGUUGAAGACCAGAAGGCUUUGGUGGUAUCAAGGUCAAGGAAGACUGUUGCUGCAGCCACUGAUUAUGACAGUAGUGACGAUGAACGGCAUUUCAAGAGAAGGCCAUCAAGAUAUGAGCCAUCACCACCGCCACAACAGGAGCGGGAGCGGGAGGGCGACGAGCACCCUCGGCAUUCAAAAGGGUCAAGGGAUAGAGAGCAGGAAAGGGAUCGGAGUGGUUAUCGUAGCAAGCAUAGGUAGGUUGGAGAGUAGUUGGCAGAUGAAGCAAAUUAUUAACGGGCAUUUUGUAAUGCUGCAGAGGGGAGAGAUGACUCUAUUGUAAUGAAGUUGGGUGCUUUUAGCCUUAAAGCUCCAUGUUUUACUUCUUUCAUGUAAUAAAAUGUAUAUGAAAAUUUCUUUUUCCUUCGAAUGAAAUUAGUUGUUUUCUAA
Molecule: messenger RNA, 3663 nt
Organism: Ipomoea triloba (trilobed morning glory)
Lineage: Eukaryota; Viridiplantae; Streptophyta; Magnoliopsida; Solanales; Convolvulaceae
Product: E3 ubiquitin ligase PARAQUAT TOLERANCE 3-like
Exons: 15
Coding region: 796-3474 (892 amino acids)
Biological process (GO): mRNA processing; ubiquitin-dependent protein catabolic process; protein ubiquitination
Cellular component (GO): nucleus
Molecular function (GO): ubiquitin protein ligase activity; nucleic acid binding; zinc ion binding
Source: RefSeq, a predicted model, not a curated record